AUGCCGGUGUGCAUCGAGUGCGGACACGGUGUUCCGCGCAUCAUCAAGCCGGACACCGAAACAGUGGAGCGGUGCGGGGAGUGCGGGCACAUAUGCGACAUCUGCUACGAAUUCGGUGAUGUACAGAUUUGGAUCGAUGUGGUUCUUCUGCGCCACCGGGCGUGGGCGCAUGUUCUCUUCAACCAGACUGACUAUUACACAAAGCUCGUCAUCUUCAUGCUCUGCUGCGUGGUGGAGGCGGUCGUGGUGCACAGCCUCACCGUGCUUAAGGCCAUUCCCCUCUUCACGGAUGACCUCGAGAACAGUUCCCUCUAUACCCCAGAGCGCCAGGUGCGAUCGCUGCAGCUCGUGCGCAUAAUUCAGAGCGCCUUCCUGCCGCUGAUGAACUACCCAUCAGCAAUUUUCCACCUCUUCAUCUUUACCUUCACAGAAAAUGCGCUUGUUGCCUCUAUCGCCACGUGGCUCGGCCGCUUCUUCUACCGCAGCUACGGCCACAGAGAACGCCUGUGGUUCGUGGAGGCAGCCUUGGCCUCCUACGCAAAGCUGAGCUACGUCCUAUUUCUCAUCUGGGCCAUUCCACCGUCGAUGCUCCCUAUGGUCGAUUUUGUGUACGUUCUGUGGCUAGGAUGCGCCUUCACGGUGCUCGGGUUCAAUCGCCAUUGGAUGUACCCCGUAGUGACCGUCCUCGUCUGCGUCUUUGCUCGUGGGGUGUUUCGCCACCUCACGAAGUGGAGCCCUCAGGUGCUCUUCUAG
Messenger RNA from Leishmania mexicana MHOM/GT/2001/U1103, 753 nucleotides. RefSeq lists its product as hypothetical. The coding region runs from base 1 to 753 and encodes 250 amino acids. The transcript has a single exon. Lineage: Eukaryota; Euglenozoa; Kinetoplastea; Trypanosomatida; Trypanosomatidae. The record is from RefSeq and is a predicted model, not a curated record. Gene Ontology annotation, biological process: sphingolipid metabolic process; regulation of plasma membrane sterol distribution; sterol metabolic process. Gene Ontology annotation, cellular component: Golgi apparatus; cortical endoplasmic reticulum.